CCACUCCACGCCGAGGCUGGGACGGAGCCCCUGCUCUGCCCCGCGCUCCGACCCGUGUGCCCCGCAGGCGCGCGCGCCCGGACCGCACGCAGAUCCACCGCAAGAUUUAAAAGCGCAUUGGUGCGUUUUCUACCAGCUCCCCAUCAUCUUACUAGGGAGGCAGAAGCGGGCACCACCUGCACCACCAAGGCAGUGAUGGCUCUGCAGAGGACCCAUUCUUUGCUUCUACUUUUGCUGCUGACCCUGCUAGGGUUGGGGCUGGUGCAGCCUUCCUAUGGCCAGGAUCGCAUGUACCAACGGUUUCUGCGGCAACACGUCGACCCUCUGGAGACAGGCGGCAAUGAUAAUUACUGCAACUUGAUGAUGCAAAGACGGAGGAUGACCUUACAUCGGUGUAAGAGCUUCAACACCUUCAUCCAUGAAGACAUCUGGAGCAUUCGUAGCAUCUGCAGCACCGAAAAUAUCCAGUGCAAGAAUGGCAAGAUGAACUGUCAUGAGGGUGUAGUGAAGGUCACAGACUGCAAGGAGACAGGAAGUUCCAGGGCCCCCAACUGCAGAUAUCGGGCUAUGGCAAGCACCAGGCGAGUGGUAGUUGCCUGUGAGGGUAACCCGGAGGUGCCUGUGCACUUUGACAAAUAAAUGCCAUCCUCCAGGUGCAAUAGCCAGUGGUUGGCCUCUGAUUUACUCCAAAACAACAAUGAGUAAUGCAUUUAAAAUAUCUUGGGCUUGGUCUCCUCUGCUUGUUAUUUACACUUUCCCUCUAUGUAACCUAUUUUAUUAAAUACAUUGUAUCCAAGAGAAAUAGAGACAAACCUGUAUUGAGUCCAGGCUUUUCUGCAAUAAACUUCUUCAUAAAAGACAAGUCAACUUAGCUCUUUCAGAUCCUAGACUCUGGAUCAAGUCAUUACGUGUAUUUAUAUCACAUUUCAAGCAUUUUAAAGUACUUUCUUCUCAGUUAUCUCAUUUUCAUACCCCCAUACCUCUUUUAUGCUGAAAAUGCUAUUAAUGAAAUUUACUGAAGACCAUCAAGUCAAUGGAAGAUCUGAGACAAAAGUUCAGUUGAACUGACUCCUCAUUCAGGGUUUUUUCUGUUCAUCACAAGGUGUGUUUUGAAAGUGUCUGCUUUUGGUUAUUCCCAAAAGUCAGCCAUUUGGGGAGUCAUUAAAUGUUUUGGAAAUAACUUACUGGUAAAAUUAGAGCUCUGUGUUAUUUGACAUUUUUAUGUCCGUGUCUGAUUAGAUCAAAGAAUGGUAUUACAAAUUUUCUCUUUUUCUUCCCAAACUUUUGAUUUACCCUAAUAAGUUAGGGUAUUAAAAACAUACUAGCUCAAUAAGAUUAAUUUACUCUUGAAGUCAGGCAGAGUGGAACAGACCUGUAAUCCUAGCCACUUGGGAGCCUGAGGCAGGAAGAUGCAAGUUGGAGAUCACCCUGGAUAACUUAGUGAAACCUCAUCUCAAAAUAAAAACUAAGAAUGACUGGGGAUGUCACUCAGUGGUAGAGCACCCCUGGGUUCAAUUCACAGAAUUGAUAAACAAAAAAGACUCUUCCUGACUAAAAGAGUGUUCAUGUUUUCCUGUAAUUGUAAUAAAAGGCCUAAUCUGCAGGUAUCUAGAAAGAC
This is a messenger RNA of Sciurus carolinensis (gray squirrel), 1618 nucleotides long. Its product is annotated as ribonuclease 4. The transcript is spliced from 2 exons. Gene Ontology annotation, molecular function: RNA nuclease activity; nucleic acid binding. Lineage: Eukaryota; Metazoa; Chordata; Mammalia; Rodentia; Sciuridae. The coding region runs from base 196 to 639 and encodes 147 amino acids. The record is from RefSeq and is a predicted model, not a curated record.